AGUGGCAGAUCCCCGUGUCCAUCACACGCAGAUCCCUCCUCCUUAGGAGGGAUUUCAGGGGCUUUCCAUGGCUACAGCCUCCAAGGACAAACAGCCCCCCUAAGCCCCCGAGCCCCGGCCAUGAAGCUGCCGGUGGGGAAAAGAUGGAAGGAGAGGCUUUGGUGGGCAGCAGGUGAGCAGAGCUGAAGGAAUCGCCCCAUCCCGCCCUCCAGACAGCCCCCCAAAAAAUUGGAUUUAGAGGGUUUGGAGGAGCUGCACAGCCGAGCAGCGCUGGCAUCCCGCUCCCACCGCCUCGGGCAUCGCCUCCUCUCCCCCUCCUCCGGCCUCCUGCGGGAUUUAAACCUUUUAUUCGCCGCCUCGACCUCUGACAACCCUCGGCAAUAAAUGAGGGAGCAUAAUGCUGAACAGCAUCACCGAUGGGCUCCUGUGCUGCCUCAUGGGCAAAACCACCAACGCCGUGGGGCCGCUGGACAGCGUUGAGUCCGGCAACGGCUACAGCUUCGUGGAGGUGAAGCCAGGCCGGAUCCUGCGGGUCCGGCACAGCGUUCCCGUCCGCCCGGCCCCGGAGGAGCCCGAGGAGGCGCAGCCCGGGGCGCCGGAGCGGGGGGUGGUUCACUGCAAGCGCAGGAUCACCCUGUACCGCAACGGGCAGCUGGUGAUCGAGAACCUGGGCGACGCCGUGCGCUCCGAGAUCCUGCAGUGCCAGGGCGGUGUGGCCGAGCCCGGCGGCACCGUGGAGCUGGAGCUGCCCGAGGCGGCCGGCCAGGCUCCCGCCCAGGGCCCCGCCGGCACGCCGGGCACCGCGCCUGCCAAGCGCCGCAAGCGCAGGCCCAAGAAGGUGGUGAACAUCGACUGCAAGAAGCAGAUCACCAGCUGCAAGGGCACACACGGCGACGUGGUGCUCUUCUUCAUCCACGGCGUGGGCGGCUCCCUGGACAUCUGGAAGGAGCAGCUGGACUUCUUUACCAAGCUGGGCUACGAGGUGGUGGCCCCGGACCUGGCGGGCCACGGCUGCAGCUCGGCCCCCCAGAUCGCCGCCGCCUACACCUUCUACGCCCUGGCUGAGGACAUGAGGGCCGUGUUCAAGCGCUACGCCAAGAAGAGGAACAUCCUGAUAGGGCAUUCCUAUGGGGUGUCCUUCUGCACCUUCCUCGCCCACGAGUACCCAGAGCUGGUCCAUAAGGUGAUCAUGAUCAACGGCGGGGGCCCCACGGCGCUGGAGCCCAGCCUGUGCUCCAUCUUCAACAUGCCCACGUGUGUCCUGCACUGCCUGUCCCCCUGCCUGGCCUGGAGCUUCCUCAAGGCCGGCUUUGCCCGCCAAGGUGCCAAAGAGAAGCAGCUGCUGAAGGAAGGCAACGCCUUCAACGUCUCGUCCUUCGUGCUGCGGGCCAUGAUGAGCGGGCAGUACUGGCCCGAGGGGGACGAGGUGUACCACGCCGAGCUGGCCGUGCCCGUGCUCCUGGUCCACGGCAUGCACGACAAGUUCGUCCCGGUGGAGGAGGACCAGAGGAUGGCCGAGAUCCUGCUGAUCGCCUUCCUGAAGGUGAUCGACGAGGGCAGCCACAUGGUGAUGAUGGAGUGCCCCGAAACGGUGAACACGCUGCUCCACGAGUUCGUCCUGUGGGAGCCCGAGACGCCAGCUGGGGACGGGCACGGGGAGAAGAAAUAAGGCAGCGGGACCACGGAGACCGGGCUGCUCCCAUGGGAGAGAUGAUUCGGAGCGCAGAGGGCUUUGGGAGAGCGGAGGGGCUCCGGGGGCUGCCCUCGGCGGGAGCGCAGCCCGUUUGGUUUCCCGGCCGUGCCGGAGGCUGGAGGGGGAGCAGGGAGGCUCCCCCAGGGCAGGGAGUGCAGGGCCGGCAGCGGCAACACGGGCAGACCUGGUCCCCACCCCCGCGGGGACGGCGCCGGAGCGUCUUCAUCCUGUUCCUUUGUAGUGUUAUUUUCCUCACGCAGCGACACCUCCGGGGACUGGUCCCACCUGCGGCGAGACGGGAAGGACUCGCAGGGGCUCCGGGAGGGCCGGAGGAGCUGAGCUGGGAUUGCUUUAGAAGGGAAGCCAAAGGCUCUUGGGCCUCAGCAGCGGGAUUUGCCUCUCGAGCCAGCCGGGAGGACGGGACAGCCACGUGGCAGCUUCGAGGGGCUCCUCGUGGACGGCAGCAGCUCCUGCACAGAGGAUGAGGAGGUGUCCUGCCCCCGUGGGCACGGCCAGGGCCGAGGUGGGACUGGCCUGGCUGUGGCAGGGCCGAGCCUGAGCUCUGCCACGUCCCCCCCGGUCCCCUCUCCAUCGCU
Empidonax traillii (willow flycatcher) is the source of this 2289-nucleotide messenger RNA. RefSeq names its product abhydrolase domain containing 8 (gene ABHD8). The record is from RefSeq and is a predicted model, not a curated record. The transcript has 5 exons. Lineage: Eukaryota; Metazoa; Chordata; Aves; Passeriformes; Tyrannidae. The coding region runs from base 398 to 1669 and encodes 423 amino acids. Gene Ontology annotation, molecular function: catalytic activity.